Molecule: messenger RNA, 3254 nt
Organism: Diabrotica virgifera virgifera (western corn rootworm)
Lineage: Eukaryota; Metazoa; Arthropoda; Insecta; Coleoptera; Chrysomelidae
Product: homeobox protein Hox-C4a-like
Exons: 5
Coding region: 182-952 (256 amino acids)
Biological process (GO): central nervous system development; neuron differentiation; regulation of DNA-templated transcription
Molecular function (GO): DNA binding; DNA-binding transcription factor activity, RNA polymerase II-specific
Source: RefSeq, a predicted model, not a curated record
UCUUCAUUUGCGCUAAUAGAGUUGGUAUUUGUAUUUAGUGGACUAGUGACAGGUGUUGAAACGGUUGUGACAGGAUAGUGACGAUAAUUCUUCUAUCUUCAUGAGACUUUUUAAUUUUACCAGUUCUUCAAUGAUGUAAUUGGAUCCUUUAUAAUCAGAUCAUCGCACUCUAGUUCUUAGCAUGUUACACCACUACAACUAUUCAACAUCUCUGAGUCACUUUCUUAGUUAUCACCAACUCGAGGAUCGUUCCAACGACAAUGAUCACCAAACUCAGAAUUUAUGCGACGAUCUCUCUCAAGACGAGGACGCAAGAUGUAGGAGUAACUCUUCUGCCAGCAAUAAGUCCUUUACGAUAGCAGCCAUUUUAGGACUUAAAAAUGAUAAUAAACAUUUAGGUAAUCCCGUAAGUUCUGCUACAGAUCUAAGUGUAGUGAACCUAUCGACGGGUGGUGACCGAAGCAGUGGGCUUAUUUCCAGUUGCACCAGGUUACAACUUCCGGUACACGUCACUGGAGUUCCCGGCUCAGCCCCUCCUGGGGGGCACUUCGCUCCCACGAAUCCCUCGGCCGUGGGUCAGGGAUGCCCCCCGGUUAGGCACAACGUCCGCAACCCGCUCAAACACAUGUCGCAGGGGGUGAUGGGGAGCAAAAAGAGUUGUAAGAGUAAACGAGUGAGGACGAUUUUCACCCCCGAACAGUUGGAACGUCUCGAGGCGGAGUUCGAGAGACAGCAAUAUAUGGUCGGGCCCGAAAGACUCUAUUUGGCACAUACGCUCCAGCUCACAGAGGCACAAGUGAAAGUGUGGUUCCAAAACCGCCGGAUCAAGUGGCGUAAGCAUCAUCUCGAAUUAACCCAUCAACGUCUUGCGGUUUUGAAACAACAGCAACUCCUUUUGGACGACCCGCAGCCCGACGUUCAAGACACCAACAGUUCCGGCACCGACACGUGAGACACGAAUUUUUUCGCGUGUGUCUUUUUUGUAUAUUGUUGCUCAGAAUGUUGUCAGAUUACUCGGUUAUGGUUUAUUUUAUUAACAUUAGGGUAUAUUGAGUAUGCAGAAAAUGAAAAAUAGAAAAAUUUAUCAAAAUACUUUAUAAAAGGUAUAACUAAUUUAAAAAUUCCUUUCGGGCUACAUUACAGAACGUUUUCGAACUAAAGAAAUCAUUUGUGCUGCUAACAGGUUUUACAUGCUUUAGCCACCAAAAUAGAGGGGUGAAAACUCUCCAAAUAAUACAAAGUUGUAGAAAAUUUACAUGUUUAUACAGGAUCUCCAGAAACUCUAUCGACAAACGAAGACAGGAGAUUCCUCAUAUAAUUUUAAGACAAUUUAACUAGAUUCACCUAGUCGGAAAAUGCUUUCUAAGGGAGCUAGAGCUCUUUGAGAUGGCGUCUUGUAAUUAGUUUUUCUUCAAUACCUCUAGAAAGCUUCUAAAAAACGAAAAUUGGUAGGCAUAUUUAUCUUCGAGAGAUAAAUCGAUUCCAUCUAUUGCGAAUUUCUGAAACCGGUCCUAGGCGUCCGUUUUGGGUAGGGCAACGGUAAUUUUAUCGCAUAACUUUUUUGUCUUUAAAGUUCAAGCCUUUCUGACUCUGGAUUAUUAAAUUGUAAGAUAAUCUAGUACUAAAAGGUACUCUUGCUUAGUUGAUAAAAGUCGAUAAAACGCACCGUUUUCUAGAAAAUUCGAUUUGAAAAUUUAUCGUUUCUUGAAUUUAAAAAAAAAAUUUUAAAAAAUUUAAAAAAAACGGCAUAUUUUACCAGCUUAAAGCAAUAGUAACUAUUGGUACUAGAAUACCUCAUCAUUUAAUAAUCUAGUGCCAAAAAUGUUUUAAAAAUUAAAGACAAAAACGUUAUGCGAUAAAAUAACCGUUGACCUACCCAAAACCGAUGCAUAUGACCGGUACUUGAAAUUCACAAGUAAUAAAAUCGAUUUAUCUCUGGAAUAUAAUUAAACAUACAAGUUUUCGGUUUUCUAAAUAUUUUUUUUUAAUUCAGAAAGCGAAAAAUUUUCAAAUCGAUUUUUAUAGAAAACGGUUUAUCCUAUUGAGUUGAAACAAUAGUACCUUUUAGUACUAGAACACCUCACAAUUUAAUCAGAGUCAAAAAUUCUUAAAAAUUAAAGACAGAUAAGUUUUGCGGUAAAGUAACCGUUGCCCUACCCAAAACGGACGCCUAUGACCAGUACUAGAAAUUCGCAAUAGAUAGAAUAGAUUUAUCUCUAGAAGAUAAAUAAGCAUACCAAAUUUUGUUUUUCUAAAUACAAGAGUUCCGAAGGUAUUUAAGAAAAACUAAUUACUAGACGCCAUCUUCAAAUAGCUCUAGCUCUUUUAGGAAGCGUUGUCGGACUAAGUGAAUUGGGUUGAAUUGCCUUAAAAUUAUCUGAGGAAUCUCCAGUCUCCGUUGGUCGGAAGCGGGAGAGUUUCUGGACACCCUGUAUAUCUAUAAACGACACUUACGUGGAUUUAUUUAUGUAAACAUAAAUACUUGAAAGACAUCUAAGGCUACCCAAAAAAAAUUAGUUAAUAAACAGACACUAUUUUGAUUUUUUAAAUUAUUCCUUUUGUCAAUAUUUUCCGUAUUUAUCUGGAUACUGUAUGAGAACAUUCUGAGAAUGUAAAUAUCAAGCGUAAAUAAAGUGUAAAUAUAUUUUAGAAAUGGAAUCUGGAACGAUUUGGAUUGUUUUGAUGCCGAAGUAGGCACUCAGGAUUCUUUUUCUUUCAGUACUCUAUCACAGUAUAAAGAGGGACAGUAAAACCUCGGCACAUUGCUCUAAAAAUGUCGGCACAUUGAUCUCAAGAAGUAAUACCGGCAGUACGCAAUUGGUAAUUCACCAGUGGUAGAUGCGGGUUUUAACAGGGAAAACCCGCAUCUACCACUGGUGAAUUACCAAUUACGUUUCUACGCGACUAGCAAUGCAAUAUUGGUGAUCUAGCGACUGGGAACCUUGCGCGGUCGCCAUGCGCGUUGAAAGAUUUUACUUCCAAUUUUUCGCAGAGUAGUUCUACUGUCCCUUUUUAUACUGUGACUCUAUCGUAUUAUCGAAUGUUGGCGAUGUCUUUGUCUACCACUUUGUCUAACUUGAAACAGAUUAGCGGACGUCUCUUGAUACCAAUGUAGAAUACUAAUUGGUCAACUCAUUUUUGAAAGAAAUGAAAGACAGAAUUAACAAUACAUUAAUCUAUUAACAAACAUUUAGGACUGGGUAAGACAGAGAACUGGGUAAGAGGGUAAGAGACCAGCUGACUGGCCCUUCAAU